GAUUUUAGUUUUUUUGAGUAUCUGAGCCACGAUUCAGAACCAGUAAUGGAACUUCAUUUCCCAUAAUGCACCGAGACCUCCAGAGCACCCAUGCUUUUGUUUUUGUUAUUGUUGUGAGAGGUUCGUGGCACAGCUCAUCUCAGCGAAUGUGUCAGUGUAAAUUGCACUUGUCAUCAAUCUCAUGCAUGUUUUCUCAUUUAUGACCGAACAUCGUUUUUCAAGAGGAUAUUGUUUUCAUUAUUUAAGCUAAAUCGGGUGCAUCACUAUUCUGUUGCCAUGGAGAAGACAUGGGGGGUGGAGUUUCGAAAUGUCGGAAGUUGCUACUUUCCUCAGAGCAGAGUGGACUGCCACUACACCAUCAACCCUCAGCACACGUGGGCCAGUAACCACUGGAUUGGACUGUUUAAGGUUGGCUGGACAUCAGUCAAGGACUACCAUACGUUUGUGUGGGCAGUAGCUCCAUCCAGCUACAAAGAGGGGACCUCUGUCAACUGCUGUGUUAAUUUCCAAGCUUCUUACCUACCAGGGCCUAGUGCUCAACAGUACCAGUUUGUGUAUGUGGAUGGAAGAGAAGAGGUUUGUUCUCGCAGCACUGCCUUCACCUUCUCAGCCCCAAAGCCCCUAGAGGAGCUGGUGACUCUGGAGGAGGAGGGUCAGGGGGAGGAAGUGGGAGAGGACAUGUUGCUGGUCAUUCCUAGAGCCCAGCUACUGCAGAGUCGUCUGCAGGAGUGUUUGAAGGAGCGUGCUGAGCUGCUCCAGGCUUUGAAAGCAGCAGACCAGAACGUGGAGAGAGAGAAAGGCAGGAGAGAAAGAGACAGAAGCUCCUGGGAGCAGAGCCGCAAGGGGCUGGAAAGGAAGAUCGGCGAGCUGAAGGAGGAAGUGAGAGAAUAUAGGGAGAAAGUAGAGGAGAUGAAGAAGAAGCAGAAGGAAGUUGAGGAUUUAGGUGAAGCCCUGACAGAGGAGAAGAGAGCCCUGCUGGCUCAAAAAGAAGCUAAUGAGCAGCGAAUCAGAGAGCUAGAGGAGGACAUUAAAGUACUGACCCAGAGAGGCCUGGAGAGAGAGACUGACCUAGAAAGUGUUGGGGAUGAGGCCACCACUGGAGCGGCCGCCGUUGUUGCAGCUGCUUCUGCUGGAGUGGCUGCCGUUGUUGCGGCUACUGCUGCUGGAGAGGCCACCGUUGUUGCGGCUGAUACCGCUGGAGAGAUCACCAUUGUUGCAGCUACUACCGUUGGAGAGGCCGCCUUUGUUGUAGCUGCUGCAACCGCGGCUUCUCCUGCAGGUACUGCUGUUUUUGAAGCUGCUGUUGUUACCAUGCCUAGAACUGUUCAGCUAAGCGAGACUCGUCGUGAGCUGCAGGAGCUGAAGGCCAGUCUCAGGGUGGCUCAGAAAGAGAAGGAGCAGCUGCAGACAGAAAUACAGGAAGUGAUGGAGUACAGCCGUCAGCUGGAGAGAAGGCUGGAGGUGCUGAGCGAUUCUAAAUGGAGUGAGACGGUGCUGCUGCAGAGCAGUUGUGCAGAAAGCCCACUGCUGUCUGAUUCUGAGGAUGAGAACCCAGAGGCCUUGCAGAACGCACACUCUUCUGGUCCUCUGAACCACUAUAGUCUGUGCGAGCAGCCCCAGGCCGACCUGCUGCUCCCGGCCACCCCUCCGCCUUCUCCCAGACACCCCUCGGGCAUGGACGCGGUGGUCAUCAACCAACCUGCACCCCUCUCAUCUCCACAUCAGCCCAGUGCUCACACACAUGCUCACAGCUCUGAGUCGGAGGAAGAGUAUGAGGCCGCUCAGUCAGGAGGGCACAGCUCUGGAGAGGAGACGGCUCUUCUCCUGCCUGACAACAGAGACACUACCCUCGGGUACAGCAUGCACAAACACACAUUCACUGUCUAUAAACCCCAUCGGUCACACUGUCGUUAUCUGUGACCUGCAGACACGGGCUCAGAUAGAUUUUCACAUAUACUCUUACACAACC
Molecule: messenger RNA, 1969 nt
Organism: Sinocyclocheilus rhinocerous
Lineage: Eukaryota; Metazoa; Chordata; Actinopteri; Cypriniformes; Cyprinidae
Product: calcium-binding and coiled-coil domain-containing protein 1-like
Exons: 12
Coding region: 277-1920 (547 amino acids)
Biological process (GO): positive regulation of transcription by RNA polymerase II
Molecular function (GO): transcription coactivator activity
Source: RefSeq, a predicted model, not a curated record